Messenger RNA from Acanthisitta chloris (rifleman), 330 nucleotides. Its product is annotated as peptidyl-prolyl cis-trans isomerase A. The transcript has 3 exons. Gene Ontology annotation, molecular function: peptidyl-prolyl cis-trans isomerase activity. The record is from RefSeq and is a predicted model, not a curated record. Gene Ontology annotation, biological process: protein peptidyl-prolyl isomerization. NCBI's taxonomy places the organism in Eukaryota, Metazoa, Chordata, Aves, Passeriformes, Acanthisittidae. Bases 13 to 330 code for a protein of 105 amino acids.
AUCCCUGGCUUCAUGUGCCAGGGUGGUGACUUCACGCGCCACAACGGCACUGGAGGCAAAUCCAUCUAUGGGGAGAAGUUCCCCGAUGAGAACUUCAUCCUGAAGCACACAGGGCCUGGAAUCCUCUCCAUGGCCAACGCUGGUCCCAACACAAAUGGCUCCCAGUUCUUCAUCUGCACUGCCAAGACUGAGUGGUUGGAUGGCAAACACGUGGUGUUCGGCCGCGUGAAGGAGGGCAUGAACGUGGUGGAGGCCAUGGAGCGCUGCGGCUCCAAGGACGGCAAGACCAGCAAGAAGAUCACCAUCACCGACUGUGGGCAGCUCUCAUAG